Messenger RNA from Impatiens glandulifera, 967 nucleotides. RefSeq names its product NAC domain-containing protein 90-like. Gene Ontology annotation, molecular function: DNA binding. Lineage: Eukaryota; Viridiplantae; Streptophyta; Magnoliopsida; Ericales; Balsaminaceae. The transcript is spliced from 2 exons. The annotation marks the transcript as partial. The record is from RefSeq and is a predicted model, not a curated record. Gene Ontology annotation, biological process: regulation of DNA-templated transcription.
AAGAGUAUGAUCAUGGAAGAAGAUGAUCAUUACCCACCAUUACCAGGUUUUCGUUUCUACCCAACUGAAGAAGAGUUAAUCUCUUUCUAUCUUCAUCACAAGUUAAAUGCAACCCCCGGUCUAGACACCACCGCAGUCAUUCCUGUUCUUCACGACAUUUUCCAGACCGAUCCAUGGCAUCUUCCAAAUUUGUCGGGGGAGCAGUGUAGGCAGGAGAUGGGACAAUGGUUUUUCUUUAGUCCAAUGCAAGAGAGAGAGGCUGGCGGUUCUAGACCUUGCCGGGUUACGGGGACCGGGUAUUGGAAAGCGACGGGAUCUCCUGGAUAUGUUUAUUCUAUGGAGAAUAAAGUAAUUGGAUUGAAGAAAUCUAUGGUGUUUUAUAUGGGUAAGACUCCUGUUGGGCAGAAAACUAAAUGGAAGAUGAAUGAAUAUAAAGCUAUUUUUCAAGAACCUCCAUCUUCUCCGACUGGUGUUUCCAUUCCUGAGGUUCUCUUUCUCUCUCAUACACGUACAAACAUACUAUGUUUAUGUUUCUAGGUUUUGAUUUGAUUUGGUUGGAUUUGCAGUUGAGGCAUGAGAUGAGUGUGUGUAGGGUUUAUACUACGACAGGAAGUGAACGUGCAUUUGAUCGAAGACCGUUGGCUAGCACCUCCAUGGCCAUGGAAGAAGAAGAAGCUUUGUUUGAAGACCCUGUUUUUUAACUUAAUUAGUUAAGGGGAAUCAAUGAAGAAGAAGACACUAUUUCUACAUCAAUUUGCUUAAUUAUCAACUUUUUAUUUUCAGCAUUUAAAUAAUCCUCUUAGAACAAUAAAAUAUUGAUUCUCUAUUGGGAUUGGAAAUUGCAUUGUCUGUACAACUUAGUUCCUUUUGGACUGUACAACCAGGUCUUGUUUCAUUUGACUUAUUUGAAUAAUUAUUGUAUUAUCUGUACGUGAAAUAAUUAUGGAAAGAAGGUGGAAAGUAGAAA